AUGGCCACGAACCUUGGAGAUGCCCAGGCCAUCGUCCACUUGCUUCGAGAGAUCUACAAUCCAAUGUUGUAUGAUUGUCUUUCAACUGGGGGUCAUUGGAAUUCAGUAUUUACAGGUAAGAGGGGAUUUGUUAUCAGACGUAAGAUCACCGCUAGGCACAAUGACUUUCCAGCUCUAGUUCUUGCUUAUGUCCCAGAUCGAGCAGACCUCACCGAGCGUCUGUUCGAUCUUCUUCGAUUUUACCGCUUCACUGAUCCUGCAUGGAGAGCCGUAGAUCCUAGUUAUUCUAUUGUUGACCCUGUCCCUGUCCUCCCUCUUCCUGCUGCUUCAGGUGGCCUUGCCCCUCGCCCUCCGCCAGCCCCUGCUCCUCCUCCUAUUAUUCCUCUCGCUUUUAUCACUGCUCCCGAUCUUCAUCCUGCUACUCCUACUGCUGGUCCUCCUAUUCAUCCUGCUUUUUCUGGUCCUUCUAUUCCUAUUUCUAGUAUUCCUCUUCGUACUCCUGCUCCUACUGCUUCUCGUGCUCCUGCCCAUCCUAUUGCCCCUGCUCCCGCCCUCGCUCCUGCUCCCGUCCCUACUUUUCCCUCCGCUCCUACUACUACUCGCGCUCGUGCUCCCACCCGUGCCUCUGUCCCUAUACCUGCCCCUGUCCCUAUACCUGCCCCUGUCCCUAUACCUGCCCCUGUCCCUAUACCUUCCCCUGUCCCUAUACCUGCCCCUAUCCCUAUACCUGGCCCCGCCCCUACCCCAGCUCCUAUCCCAGCUCCUACGCCCGCUCAUAAUUUUGCUCCUGCUCCUGCUCCUACUCCUACCCCUGCUCCUGCCCCCACCCCUGGCUUUACUCCUGCUACCGCUGCUGAUAAGGCUGCUACGGAGGCAAUUACUAGGGAUGUCGGUGCGGAUUAUGGUGAGGCUCCUACUAGGGACACAACUCCUCUUAGUCUUAAUGAUGAUCUCCCUGUCCCUAGCCCCAUUCCUACUCAUGUUCCUCUCAUUCCUCCUGGUGUUGGUCUCGACCCGAGUCAUCCUCCCGUGAUUGCACCGGAAGUUCUUCACUAUCCUAUCCGGGGUAGCCCACAACCUGGCUACUAUGUGGUCGAUUCUACGAAAGUUCCAUCUCCUCCUCGCACUAACCUAGAUGCUUUCACAUCUACUAUGGAACGUAGCAAUCGCAAGCGGGCUAGGGAUGACACAAAUGAUUCAGAGACUCCCCAGCCUCAAAAGAAGAGAUCAACUGAUACUAACUCGCCAAAGGAGAAGUCUGAAUGGACGAGUUUCACCACUCUAAGUGACUCGUCUUCAGAUGAUUCACGAAGCCUGGAUGGUGAUGGUGAUACGCCAAUGGAUGAAACCUAUAAAGCUUCUAAGGUUAAGAAUAAGUCUGUUGAACUAGAGCCCGGCGUGUGGUCUACGAUGCGAGAUUAUCUUGGUCGUAUAGGCCGCCAACCUACUCCACAGGAACCGGAUGAGGAGCUCUAG
This is a messenger RNA of Penicillium hordei, 1476 nucleotides long. RefSeq lists its product as uncharacterized. The record is from RefSeq and is a predicted model, not a curated record. The transcript has a single exon. Bases 1 to 1476 code for a protein of 491 amino acids. NCBI's taxonomy places the organism in Eukaryota, Fungi, Ascomycota, Eurotiomycetes, Eurotiales, Aspergillaceae.